This is a messenger RNA of Stegodyphus dumicola, 519 nucleotides long. RefSeq lists its product as uncharacterized. The record is from RefSeq and is a predicted model, not a curated record. NCBI's taxonomy places the organism in Eukaryota, Metazoa, Arthropoda, Arachnida, Araneae, Eresidae.
AUGUGUCCAGACAUACUGGAAUUGCUCCUUAAGUUCCGUCAAAAUCGAAUUGCGUUUACAGCUGACAUCGAACAAGCAUUCUUGCAGAUUUCCCUUGCUGAUGAAGACAGAAACGCAGUCAAGUUUCUAUGGAACGAUGGUGAAUUAAAUGGAACCAAAAUAAAGGCUCUUCGUAUGACAAGGGUAAUUUUUGGAGCAACAUCUAGUCCGUUUCUUCUCAGAGCAACUCUUAAUGUACAUGUUGACAAAUACAAGUUACAGUAUCCGAACGUAUUUUCCAUGCUAACUGAAAAUAUGUAUGUUGACGAUUUAAUCGCUGGAGCAGAUGAAGAAUCAGAAGCAUUCGAGGAAUCGGAACAUAUUAAACGCAUACUGAAAGAAGGUGGAUUUAACAUGCGGAAGUGGAAAACGAAUGAAACGAAUUUACAAUGGGUAUGGAACGAAGAAGAUUUUCACACGAUUCGACUUGUUCUAAAGUAUUGGGAUGCAUAUGGAAUAGGUCAAAUGAUACAUUUUUGA